CUCUGUACAUUCAGCCUACACGUCUUAAAUGGGCAAUGCAGAAUAAGAUAUAAUGAUGCAACAUUCAUCAUAUCUCUCCAUGUUUGUGUUGGUGUCUUUCUUUCAGACCCUGCGCUUAAUCGAGACUGUCCCCUUGACUGCAAGGUUUACGUUGGAAAUCUAGGAAACAAUGGAAACAAGACAGAGUUAGAAAGAGCUUUUGGGUACUAUGGUCCUUUAAGAAGUGUUUGGGUUGCGAGGAAUCCCCCAGGCUUUGCUUUUGUAGAGUUUGAAGACCCCAGAGAUGCAGCGGAUGCUGUGAGAGAACUGGAUGGAAGAACCAUGUGUGGCUGUCGUGUGCGUGUCGAGUUAUCCACUGGAGAAAAACGCUCUAGGAGCCGUGGCCCUCCUCCAUCCUGGAAUAGACGCCCUCGCGAAGAUGUUAGGCGACGUAGUCCUCCAGGCAGACGCAGAUCACCGAAGAGAGGAGCCUCAGCCGCAGUCGUAGCAGGUCUGUAUCAAGAGACAGACGCAGAUAUCGGUCUCUCUCCAGAGAAAAGACCCGAAAGCGCUCAAGAUCCAUCUCACAGUCAAGGAGUCGUUCCCA
Messenger RNA from Micropterus salmoides (largemouth bass), 586 nucleotides. RefSeq names its product serine/arginine-rich splicing factor 3-like. The annotation marks the transcript as partial. Gene Ontology annotation, biological process: mRNA splicing, via spliceosome. Gene Ontology annotation, molecular function: RNA binding. Gene Ontology annotation, cellular component: nuclear speck. NCBI's taxonomy places the organism in Eukaryota, Metazoa, Chordata, Actinopteri, Centrarchiformes, Centrarchidae. The transcript has 5 exons. The record is from RefSeq and is a predicted model, not a curated record.